This is a messenger RNA of Trichoderma asperellum CBS 433.97, 2136 nucleotides long. RefSeq lists its product as uncharacterized. Gene Ontology annotation, cellular component: nucleus. Gene Ontology annotation, molecular function: protein-macromolecule adaptor activity; protein binding. The record is from RefSeq and is a predicted model, not a curated record. Gene Ontology annotation, biological process: proteasome-mediated ubiquitin-dependent protein catabolic process. NCBI's taxonomy places the organism in Eukaryota, Fungi, Ascomycota, Sordariomycetes, Hypocreales, Hypocreaceae.
AUGCUGUCGCCGACGAGGUCGACCAGGCGCAAGGAAAGACGAAAUCCGUCGGUGACGCCUAGGAGGUUUGGGCGCUUCUUUACGCCGCGGUCUUCUCUGCCCAGCGGACGGUCAGUAUUGGGGAUGCUGGAUAGCGCCUCUGUCAACAACCGCCAGCUAGCAUCCCCCAUGUCCUUUCUGAGCGAUCCGCUGAGCUCCGACCCGUUAUGUCCGCCCUCUCCCAGUGAACGGCUAGGAAUGAAUGGAGAGCACAAGAGGUUAUUGGAAGAAGAGAUGCAGGCAGAUGGCACAAAGAGGAGGAGACUUAAUGGUGGUGCGGAUUCGCCGUACGGACUUCAAGGGUUAAUCAACGGCACUAUUAUCGAGGAGGAUCUAACCGAGGGCCUUUCCGAGGAUGGUACCAGGACAAAAGAGACUCUUGAGAGCUUGGGGGACAGGCGGAGAGCUACUCUGAACCUCUUCUUCAAAGCUAGCCGCAAUGGCUCCCGUGGGCUGCAAGAAAAGAUAGGACUGACCCCACAGAGACUUGUUGCCGCAGACCCUAAAGCUCCUCUGCAGCUUGAAGGAUAUCAGCCUAAGCCUGUCCGCAAGUUCCGGGAUCUUGGUUUCGAAUCUCACCUCGUCGACCGGGAGCAUGGCUUCUCUUCGCACCACGGCAGCCAAUAUCUUAGUUCCCCGGCAUGUGACCCUAGGAUCGAGACAUCUUCGUUUUAUAGCCGGAGCAAUGACCUUCACCACUGUGUUGCCUCUAGCGGAGGCGGCAAUACGAUUCCGUUCAGUCUGGCCAGCUGCCAUAAGGCUUCUGUUACGGCCAUUGGCGACGAGCAAGGAUAUGUUCGCCUCUUCAACACCACUUUGAACGAUGCCUCGGAGGACUCCAAAGUUGACGUAUACAUCUCUGUUCACGACAACGCGAUUAUGGAUCUGUCGUUCUCGGAAGAUGAUACACGGCUGGCGACGGCGUGUGGUGACCGCAGCGGCAAAAUCCUCGACGUGCCGACUCAAACAGUUGCUUCGGAGCUUGGAGGAGGCCACUGGGACUCGUUACGGCAGAUUGCAUUCCAGCCUGGCGAAGCGGCCGGCAAUGUUAUCGCCUCGUCUGACCGAGCUGGCCGUAUCCAGAUAUGGGACCUGCGGUGUUCUUCAUCGCCGGUUAACAGCUUUUCCUGCCCUAGCGGCAUUGGCCAGCGAGAUACUUCGUUGGAACCAUUCCCAGCCAAGGGCAUAAACACCAUCGACAACGCCCAUGAGCGUACGGUACAGGGCAACACUUCGUCUGCAUCAGUCACCGCUAUUCACUGGAUGCCACCUGGCCGUGAACACCUUUUACUCUCCGCAUCUGAAGCCAAUGCUUCGAUUAAGUUAUGGGACACGCGAUAUAUCAAGCCUCGGCGGCAGGCUGAGGAGACACCUUUAGCCGUAACACAGGAACCGCGAGGCCACACGUGGCGUUCCUACGGUAUCACUUCCAUGGCUCUUAGCUCCGACGCCGCCCGUCUCUACGCUGUUUGCAAAGACAGCACUGUCUAUGCUUACUCGACAAAUCACCUAAUGCUCGGGCAUGCGCCCGAACUUGAAGAUGGAGCAGUCAAGCGGAGACCCAACGGGACCCACGGUCUGGGCCCCAUGUACGGCUUCAAGCACGACUUAUUCCGCGCGCAGUCCUUCUAUGUUAAAUGCGAUAUCCGCCCUAGCAUCAACGGCUCCUCCGAACUCCUCGCCGUGGGCAGCACCGACGGCUGCGCACUUCUCUUCCCCACCGAUGAACGCUACAUCCGCACCGCCUGGGCCAAACGAUCUCACAUCCUUCCCGAAGCCAGCGCCUUUGCCACUCCAUCACAGAGCAUAUCGACCCCCUCUGCCUUUGGAUCAUCCGCCGCCACGCCCCUUCUCCCCAUCUCACGACUUGGUACGCCUCUUAUCCGUGGCCACAGCCGUGAAGUUACCACCCUGAGCUGGGCUCACGACGGCAAGCUCGUCACAGCUUCAGAUGACUACAUCGUUCGCCAGUGGCAGCAGGGCGAAUCUCAAGCGCGAUAUCUACGGCAGGUGGGCGAAUUCGGGGGCGAGCGUCACAUGGCAGGCUGGGCCGACGUGGGAGACGACUGGGACACCCCCGAUGACGACGAUGAUUAA